AACACGAAACACAAGAAAAAGGAAAAUGAAAAAACUGCAGAAAACGAAUCGCCACCAUAAUGUUUAGGUUAGUUUCGGCAUAUUAAAACAAAAAUCGUUUCAAUCAAUAUAACAAACCCUCCUUUUCCUCUUCUUCUUCCCCUUCUCUCUCUCUAGAAUUCCCCCCCUCUCUCUCUCUUCAACCAACUCAACCAAACCCCAUCAAUCAAAAUCAAAUCUUCAAUUUCUCAAUCCAUAUCUUUUUACUAUUUUCAAAAAAAAAAAACCCUAAUCGUUUUCAUUAAUUUUCCACCCAUUAAUUUGGGGGUUUCUAUUUUGGUAUUUGAUAAAUACAAGUACCCAUUCUAUUAUUCUAUGGCCAAAGGAACGGAUUCGAACGAGUUUAUGGUUCAUUCUAGGGUUCGAACGGGUCUUAAGAGAGAGUUUGCAUUUGCAAUGAAGGCUCAAUCUGAGAUCGACGGUUCAUUAGGUCGAACCCGUGGUGGUAGUAAGAACCGGAAUGAGCCGCCGGUUCGGGUUUCUCCGGUUGGGAAAAGGGCGAAGAAAACCGGUCCAGGGAAGGUUGUUGAGGAUGUUGGGGGUGGUGGGUUGAGUGAGGAAGAGGCUAAGAGUGAUGUGGUGGAUCUUGGGAGCGAUGAUGAACCUAAGAAUCUGGAAUCUGUUUUUGAAACUGUGAUUGAUGAAAAAACCGUGUUGGGUGAGGCAUUGAAGGAAGAUAAAGCUAUGCAUGAAAUGGAAAUUGAAAUAGAAAGUGUAAAACCUAAUGUUUCUGAAACCCUUGAAACCCUUGAGGAACCCAAAGAGGAAGAAUGUAAUCUUGAUGUUAAGGGUGGUAAUGUUAAGAAAAAGAAGGUGGCGUUGGAGAAACCGGUGAGAAGGUUUACGAGAUCAGCAUUGAAAGAGAAAGAUGAGGAAACUAAGGUUUUGGAUAAUGUUGAUGUUGGAAUUGAUGAUGUUGAUGUUGAAAAGGAAGAAACUGAGGUUUUACCCAUUAUGGCGACUCCGACGCCGAGGAAAUUGAAUAAAUCUUCUAAGAGGUUUCCUAUUAAGCUAAAAGAUCUUUUGGCUACGGGGAUACUUGAUGGGUUGAAGGUGAAAUAUAUCAAGGGACAGAAGGCUCGAAAACCUGGAGAAAACGAUUUUCGAGGAGUGAUUAAAGAUGCUGGGGUUUUGUGCUUUUGUGGUAGUUGUAAGGGGGUUCAGGUUGUCACGCCGACAGUUUUUGAGUUGCAUGCUGGUAGUGCUAAUAAACGUCCCCCCGAGUAUACUUACCUUGAGAAUGGGAAAAACCUUCGAGAAGUCAUGAAUGCCUGUUCAAGUGUUUCGUUGGAGAUGUUGGAUGAUGCUGUCCAAAUGGUCCUUGGUGAUUUCAUUAUGCAGAAAUCUACUAUCUGUUUCAACUGCCGAGAGGUAAUUUCUGAAUCUAGUAGUGGUGUGUCAAAACUAGUAUGCCAUUCAUGCAUGGAGUUGAAAGAUACUCAAGUUAACCGUCAAUCAGCAACAACACGCAGUAAAAAUAUUUCCUCAGUAGUUCAACCCAGUUCACCAGAAACAGCAGCAGUUUCAGAACCAUUAAAAACUGAGGAGGCGGUUCCAAAGUCAUUAAACACUGAGAUAGUGGUUCCUAACUCAUCAAACACUGAUACGGUGGUUCCCAACUCAUUAGACACCGAGAUGGUAGUUUCAGGGUCAUCAAACACACAGACUAUUCCAAAGGCAUCAAACACUGGCAUGAAGCAGAGUGCAUCUCGUGGCAAGAGUCGGGGAAAAAUAACUAGAAAGGAUCUGCGGUUGCAUAAGUUGGUAUUUGAAGAUGACGUGUUACCGGAUGGAACUGAAGUGGGUUACUACUCUCAUGGAAAGAAACUAUUGGUCGGUUACAAGAAGGGAUAUGGAAUUUUUUGUACCUGUUGCAAUGCGGAAGUUAGUGCAUCUCAGUUUGAAGCACAUGCUGGAUGGUCAUCUCGACGCAAGCCUUACCUGCACAUAUAUACCUCUAAUGGAGUCUCACUACAUGAGUUGUCCCUCUCUCUAUCGAAAGAUCGUAGAUUUUCUGCCAGUGAUAAUGAUGACCUUUGCAGCAUAUGUCAAGAUGGAGGGGAUCUUUUGUGUUGUGAUGGAUGCCCAAGGGCUUUUCACAUAGAUUGUGUACCCCUGCCAUGUAUUCCUAGUGGUACUUGGUAUUGUAAAUACUGCCAGAAUAAUUUCCUGAAAGAGAGUAAUGUGGAGCGCAACGUGAAUGCUCUGGCAGCCGGAAGGAUUGCAGGCAUCGAUCCUUUAGAGCAGAUUAACAGAAGAUGCAUUCGAAUUGUCAAAAGUGUAGCUGUUGACCACGGAGGAUGUGCCCUGUGUGGAUGUCAUGAUUUUGUUAAAUUAUUUGGUCCUCGGACAGUGAUUAUUUGUGAUCAGUGUGAAAAGGAAUAUCAUGUUGGGUGUUUGAAGGAGCAUAACAUGCAGAACCUAGAGGAAUUGCCAGAAGGGAAUUGGUUUUGUAGCACAGGUUGCAGUCAAAUUCAUUCUUCUCUAGUGAAUUUGGUUGCUUCUGGGGAGAAUUAUCUCCCUGAUUCUAGUCUAAGUUUGAUUAAAAAGAAGUGUAAAGAGAAAGGUGUAGACACUGACGUCGAAAAGAAAGAUGCAGACAUUAGCGUUGUAGAUAAAGGUGUAGACGCUGGCGUUGUUGAUAUAGGUGCGGACGCUGGCGUUGAAGGGAAAGGUGCUGACAGUGGUGCUGACAAAGAAGGUGCAGAUGGUGGCGAAGAAGAGAAAGAUGCAGUCACUGGCGUAGAAGAGAAAGGUGUCGACACUGUUGUUGAAGAGAAAGGAGGUUUGGACUCUAUUGUUAAAGAGAAAGGUGUAGACACUGGCGUUGAAGAGAAAUGUUUAGACACUGAUGUUGGUCCUGAAAUUAAAUGGAGGGUUCUGAAUUGGAAAUUAGUUGUAUCUGAUGAAAAUAAGCAAUUGUCUAAUGAAUAUAGGCAAGUGCUUUCAAAGGCUGUUUCCAUCUUCCAUGAGAGGUUUGAUCCUAUAGUUGAUUCUUCUUCUGGCCGCGAUUUCAUUCCCACAAUGCUGUUUGGAAAGAACAUCCGCGGACAAGAUUUUGGCGGAAUGUACUGUGCAGUGCUCACUGUCAACCAAGUUGUUGUUUCUGCUGGAGUAUUUCGUGUUUUUGGGCCAGAAGUCGCAGAACUUCCCUUGGUGGCAACAGUUGCUGAGUACCAAGGACAGGGGUACUUUCAAUGCCUAUUCUCUUGCAUUGAGAGACUACUUGGAUCUCUUAGCGUGAAAAAACUUGUCCUACCGGCUGCUGAUGAAGCUGAAUCAAUAUGGACUAACAAAUUUGGGUUUACAAAGCUCGAGCAUGACGAGAUUAACAAUUACAAGAGAUUUUAUCAUAUGAUGAUCUUUCAAGGGACCUCAGUACUACAAAAGCCUGUUCCUGGACUACCAAGUGCUUCUCAGGAGAUUGUGUAAAGUUUAUAUGCAGUGGCUUUAGUUUUUGGGUUUGUUUUGGUGGGGUGCAGAGCACACUUGUUCAGUAUGUACAGAGUGAUCUGCCAUUUUGGUGUACAGAAAAACAAAACUACUUGCUGAUGCAAUUUUUUGUAGCAAAGAAAUGAAAUGAGAAUUAGAAUUGAAAA
Messenger RNA from Vicia villosa (hairy vetch), 3638 nucleotides. RefSeq lists its product as uncharacterized. Bases 355 to 3471 code for a protein of 1038 amino acids. NCBI's taxonomy places the organism in Eukaryota, Viridiplantae, Streptophyta, Magnoliopsida, Fabales, Fabaceae. The record is from RefSeq and is a predicted model, not a curated record. The transcript has 17 exons.